AUGUUCGAUCAGUUAAAAGCCAAGUCAUCGCAGGUGGCAACGCUCGCAAUUGACACUGCAGGGUCGCUAAAGAAUGCUGCAGAAAAGUCUAAUCUUGCUAGUUCACUGAAAGAUGCCACACAAAAGAGUUCAGUGGCGAUUCAGGCGAAGGCGAAUGCACUCAACAUAAAGGUACCAGCAAUGGUGAAGCCCUCUGGAUCAUCAUCAUCUUUGUCCAGCAAUGCAGAAACAGUCAAUGAAAGUGAUCUCGAGAUAGGCAAGUCACCUUUGAAUGCUAGUCAAGAAAAGGAAGGAUUAUUAAAUGAAAUCGGGCAAGAGUGUGGUCUAACUAAACGCCAGAGACUUUACGGAGCUAUUGGAUGCUAUUUGUUUGGGGCAUUGUGUGGUUUUCUCUCCACACUUAUGAUGUGGGGUGGACCUCGACAUUUAAAGCAAUUUGCUUUUUUUUACACAUUGAGCAGCGUCUGCAGCAUUGGCAGUUCGUUGUUUCUUAUUGGUCCCAUGCGGCAGCUUAAAGUUAUGUGCAUGCCUGUACGACGUGUGGCAUGCUGCAUCUGGAUGAGCGCUAUGAUCAUGACUCUUGUUAUUGCUUUUGGCUUUCCAAAAGCUGCACCACUUGUGCUACUUUUAAUGAUUGUCCAAUAUGUCGCAAUGCUCUGGUAUGGUGCCUCGUUCAUUCCAUACGGUCGUGCAAUUCUGAGGAAAGGAUUUACAAAAGCUACUAGCUACAUCAUUAAUUAG
This is a messenger RNA of Plasmopara halstedii, 741 nucleotides long. RefSeq names its product vesicle transport protein sft2b. NCBI's taxonomy places the organism in Eukaryota, Oomycota, Peronosporomycetes, Peronosporales, Peronosporaceae. The record is from RefSeq and is a predicted model, not a curated record. The transcript has a single exon. The coding region runs from base 1 to 741 and encodes 246 amino acids. Gene Ontology annotation, cellular component: membrane. Gene Ontology annotation, biological process: vesicle-mediated transport.